AUGCACCGACAUUGGCGUUGGGAAUCAUCCAAGACUAGGCUUGCCAUCACCACACCUGCGAAAACCAGAACGGUCGAUUGGCUAACCAGUAGCAUCAACCGUACUUUUGGGGUUGUUCGGCUCCGACGCUGCUUGGGAGGUCUGGGUGGUAAAAUCGUUAGCCACCCUCCCUCGAAACGACAGCACAGGUUUCUUCAGGCCAGAAGGGACUCAGAUCUGUCCCACCUUUCAACAUUGCAACAUAAUGAGAGCGAUGAUUUGUCAAGUGCAAUUACCAUGAUAGUUUGCGACUUUGUCCGCGAGUGCCAUGAGAUGACAUCUCAGACGGCAGGCAGAUGCAUAUCUAGCCAUGGUGCAACACCGUGGAGACCAUGA
Aspergillus luchuensis is the source of this 375-nucleotide messenger RNA. RefSeq lists its product as uncharacterized. NCBI's taxonomy places the organism in Eukaryota, Fungi, Ascomycota, Eurotiomycetes, Eurotiales, Aspergillaceae. The coding region runs from base 1 to 375 and encodes 124 amino acids. The record is from RefSeq and is a predicted model, not a curated record. The transcript has a single exon.